GCAGUUCUAAGAAGGUCACAUUUCACUUCCACCGUUGUAGAAGAAGAAGAAGAAAAAAUAGUCAGUAUGUUUGAGGAUUAAGUGUUUCUUGAUGAAAAAUGAUUUGUGCAGCGGUAUUUUGAAUCCGGAUGGGCUUGUGUCCCAACCUUCCUGGCUGUGGACAAUUUCUAACACGGUCACCCUGUAUUUUUGGUUGUGUGCGUAGUUGUUUCGGAUUUGUAAUUCACAUGUCUGCGGGAGUCUGUCUGACGUGAAGGCAGUACCUUUAAGGGAGGUCCAAUAAAUGGAACAGACAAAACCACUCUGCGGAGUAUCAGUUUCUUUUCAACAAGUACCUCUGGAGUCAGGUGUGUUUGGUAAAGAGAUACUUCCCAUACUACAGGGAUCUUACCUGGAUCCUGCAUCUAAGAAUUGCUUUCGCUACAGCCAAGCCAUUGUGGUAAAAAAUGAAGCACUGAAAAACAAGUUGAAUAGUUACAUAGCUGAGAAGAGGAAAGCUGGGUACAAUCAAGAGGAACUUGAGGAGUCCUAUGGUUUCCUCUUGUAUGAAACAGAAAGUGAGGCAAAACAAGUGUGUCAAAAAGGAGUUCAAGUUGGGAACAGUAAGACUACUACCUUAGGAAAUCCGUCAAGUGGUGUCUAUCUGUCCAGGUACUCUGAUUAUAUACACCCACGGCCGUGGUACCAUGGGAAGUCUGGUCACAUUGUUAUUGUUAAAGUUCUGAAGGGAAGAGUGAAGUCAGUAGCUGAAAAUUACACAAAAAAUUACACUAUCCCAUCUCCUGGUUUUGACUGCCACAUAUCGGGAAAUGUCAGCAAAGUAUCUCCAACCACCAGUCACUUCCAGACAUUUGAGCUAACUCAGUUUUAUGUGUAUGAACUGAAACAUGGAAAUGCUGCUGCUCAGUACCCCCGACAGAUAUACCCCACUGUAAUUGUGACAUUUCAGUACAACGAACCCAAGUGCAUUGUAUCCAAGUCAGAGGUCAAAAGCAAGAGGAAGACCAUUCUAGGAAAUCAAGGACUCCUGUAUACUCCAUGGAAAGGGCAGCUUAUUAACAGUGGUUCUGUGGUCUGCAGUUUAAUGUUAAAGUCAUUUCAUGGUUUACUUCCUGUGAAGUUACCAGCUCAGCUUGAAAUAAAAUAUGUUGUUUCACUCACUGACUUAAAGAAAAAGCUAGCAGAAGCAGUCUUCCGGAAGGAAUGUUACAGGGAAAUAGAGGUCUGCUUUGAGGAUACUUACUGCAGCCUGUUUAAUGUGGUGAAAUGGGAUAAAAAUGAACAUCAGCUGGAUCAUUUGGCAGAACAACUGAAGAGACAGAAAUUGGCUUUCGUAAUUUCUUUACCUGAUCGGGGAUUCCUUCUCAUUGUGCCAUCUUCUGCCCUGAAGUCCAUUAAAGACUAUGACUUGGAUAUGCCUGCCAGUUUACAUGCUCUGUUUAUAUUUCCUUCAUCUAGACGUGUUUGUAUGACAGGGCAAAGCGAGCUAAAGUUAAAUAAUUUAGAAGCUCUUUCAUCAAAAGUAGCUUCACUGUUACCUGGUCUGCAUUAUGCUGUAACUGAAGCAAACAAAUUCCGUGGAACCCAGAAGGCUGCUCCUAACACAUUAGUAGAAAAAUACUUAACAGAUCAUAGCAAAUUAUCUGAACAUGCCACAUCCAAGUUGCAGAAUGCUAAUAAUGACCCUUGGAGGUUUUAUGACCCUUCAAUGGAUGCUGUGAGAGUGGUUGCUACUGUGAAGUGUCCCCAGACUGUAUUUUCCCAGUUGCAGCUUUAUUUUAAUGAUCCUGAUUCAUAUGUUUUGCAGUACCCUAAACCCAUUGAACAGUUUGAUAAUCAGACUCUUCUUCCUAAUUCACACUUUGUGGGUCAUUCUACAAGUCAAGAACUUGCAAAUUGUAUCUUACAGAAGAACCAAUGUGACUCAGUUUGUCCUCUGUCAGUUCCAAUCACACAAGGAGCAGAAAUAAAUGAAGUUAGCAGUGAUAAAAAUGGAACUUCAGAUAAGGAAAUCCAGAAGGAGUUUAGCAUCAGAGGCCAUAAUAAAUUUAAAUUAAAAAAAACAAGACGAAAGAACAAAAAUUGUCUUCAUAAGGGGACUAUUUCUACUGUAGAAAAGAAAGUGAACUCCAAUGAACUACUUUCAGUUGGGACAGAGAGAAUGAAAAAAAAAGUGACAGUGCAUUACACACGUUAUUCUGAAACACAGAGCAAAGUGAGAAAUCGGAGUGAAACAACCGUCAAACUUACAGAUCUUGGUUUUCCACACAGGCAAAAAAGAGGUGCUGAAGUACUGACAGCGGAAUUUAUAUCUCCCAUGCAAAUACUGGAUGUACAAAUCAAGCCUACAGAUGUUGAAACUGAAGUAGAGGAAGCAGAACCUGUGCCUAAAAGAAGAAGAAGUAGGAAAGCUACGGCUGAAACAGGGAGCAUUAUUUCUGGACUUAGGAAAAGAAUUAGUUUGAGGAAGCCACCAGCAAAGAAAAGUAUGGGAGAAACAGAGGGUGGAACAACAGUUCAACAGAAAUCAUUAAGAAACAAAAGUAAAGAAAGUGCAACCAAGAAAAGAAGAAGCAGAGCUGGAGCUGGUGGUUCAGGCAAAGAAAGGAACCGCUUGGCAUCAAGGAAGAGUAAUAAUAAUCCAAGCACAGAUCAUCAUGUAAAUAUGCCUAAUGGUACUGUGAUUGCCUCAGAAGUUAAUUCCAGGGAAUUUACAACUUAUGAGAAUAUUGUUACUGCAAAUACUGUUAAAGACUGGACAAGGAAAAACUCUUGUGCAUCUGAUGCCUUAUCCCUUUUGGCUGAGUUGGCCCUCAGUUCAAUAAAUAGAGACAUGUCACACCAAAAGAAAGGUUUACUUGAAGAAGGUGAAGAUGAAGAAGCUCACUGUUUUCAGAUAAGCUGUGGUGAUGCCAGUAGAGAAAGUACUGAUUCGUCACCGUCCUGUGAAAAUGGUCCUCCUGAGGAUAUUCGAAUGGUUUGUGAUCAUGGGUAUCAUAGGGUUUCUAGUUGUCAGAAGGUCAAUUACCCCUGUGUUAGCAAGCCAGAAAGCAGCAAUACACCAGUGCAGAAUAAAAGAAGAGUUUCAUCUAAGCACAAUAGAUUAGAAAGUUAUCGGACACAACUUUCAAAAAGGCUUAAGCUGUCAUCUUCUUGCAAUAAUAAUAUGUUUAUUUCCAUGGAACAUUCUUAUGCUAGGUCACUACCAGAAAAUUCAGCUAAUGAGCUGAUGCAAGAAAUGGCACAGGAUUCUUUGAUUUCUAGAAAUGAAACUGAAGUUCCUGAAGUUGUACCAAAUAGCUUGGUUAAACCUUUAACACAAGAAUCAGAAAACUGUAAACCACAAGAACAUGAACACUGUUCUUUUAGGAAGAAGGGAAAGAGUCAUACUGAUUUUCUUCAGAAAUUUAAUUUGUAUCGUACUGUGUAUUCAGAAGGUGAAACUGUAAAAAUUACUCGCACGUGGAAAGAAGAUGAGGAAUAUCUUUUUGAACUGGAUAGCAAAUAUACAAAUGAUCCUUUAGAGAAAACAGUUAAUCGAGCUCUUCAUGGGCCAUGGGACCAGAACCUUCAGAACAGUUUAAAUGAAGUAAAGCUCAUUUUGCACAUGUGGAUGGCUUUAUUUUACACCAGGUCAAGUAAGAUGCUCAGUGCUCCUAGUAGAAAAGUUGUUGAACACAAUAAUCCUGCAAAAUUUGUGUCAAUAAAUAGUCUUUGUGACCCAGUUCAGUGGCCUCAGAAUCAUGAUGACCAGCAGUGUCUCCCAGUAACAGUUUCUGACAGCGAUGAUGAUGAGGGUGGAGAUGCACUUCAUAUUGAUGAGCAGUGUAUCUCAGAUUCCUUAGCAUGUGAUUCUGUUCUGACUGGGCAAAGUUUUAUUUCUGAUAACACCAAGCAUCAACCCACUGAGCCAGAAGAUUGUUCCAGUACUGUUAAUCUUAAAGGCAAGGCUAAACAUGGAAGUUCUGAAGAGAUUCAUGAUGGAACAGGAACCACUGUGCAGACAGGUAAUGACUGUUGUAUGCCUUCUAAUGAAAUACUGGAUGCUGCGGAGAUCCAUAACAUGCCCUUACCGGACAAAACAGAUGAUGCAGUGGAGUGUGAAGUUACAGACUCUCAAAAUGAAGUAGAAAGAUUUCCUUUGGCACAGUUUCUUCUGUCUGCCAAUGACAGCAGCAGACGCAUACUGGGUUUCAGUGAGCACUGCAUGGAAAAUAAAAGUAAUGAAACAUUGGAUGGUGUACAAAAGCAUUUUGCAGUUAGUGACAUUUUUUGUGCAUCUGAAAGUACAAGUACAGCUAAUACGGGCGUACUGCAGCAGUGUAAGGACUCUGUCAGUAAAAUUUCAUGUCUGAAGGAUUAUAAUGCUUCAGUAGAUAAGGUGAAUGUCAGAACUUUCACAUAUUCAGACCAGAAAUCAACUGAGAACACUGACAUUUUGUUCUGUGAUAAAUCAUUCGAAAGUCUAAGUUCUAGAAAUGUCAACAGAGUAAGUCAACAUGAUUUAGCCCAAGAUUCAGAAAGAGAAGAUCUGCAAGUUAGUAACACUACUGAAGAAAAACUGAUCCCUGAUUUGAUCCUAGGGUCAAGCCAGCAGUUAGUCAGUAGCAGUAACGAAGUACAUGAAAAUCUACAAGGUUACAGUGCUGUACCAGAGGAUAUGAAAUUAAAACCUGAAACAAACUCAUGCCAGGAAAUUAGCUUGGAGUCUAACCAGGAAGAUGAUGAUAUACUUGUUGGUGCAUUUUUGCCAGAAAAUAGAAACACUGACUCUUUGACAGAAUCAAAUCAGAAUGUAGACUUGGAAGCCAAAGAUGAGUAUACAGAUUCACAGGGUGAAGAUGAUGUGGAAGACCAUGGAGAUGACCAUUUCAUUGGCUUAACACAUGACUCACCUGUGCAGGCUAAAGAAGAAGGUGAAGCUCUACCAAAUGAGAAGGAAGAAGGUAAAGUCCUGCCAGAUAAGAACGAAGAAAGUAAAAUCCUGUCAGAUGAGAAGGAAGAAGGUGAAGUCGUACCAGAUGAGAAGGAAGAAGGUGAAGUUGUACCAAAUGAGAAGGAAGAAGGUGAAAUCCUACCAGAUGAGAGGGAAGAAGGUGAAGUCCUACCAGAUGACCAGGAAGAAGGUGAAGUCCUACCAGAUGACAAGGAAGAAGGUGAAGUCUUACCAGAUGACAAGGAGGAAGGUGAAGUUCUACCAGGUGACAAGGAUAUUGAAGAAAACUUGACAUUUCAAAAGUCCACAACCUCAGGUGAGAAGUUAAUUCAAGCUAAAAGCAUAGCUGAAACUUUGCCUUUAAGUAGGGAAGCAGAUGUAAAAAAAUUCAAUUUCGAAAUCUGUGGCAUUUCAGAUUGUGAAUUAAUCAAAUCCACGGACAAAAGAAACAAACUGCUGAUUGAUGAGGUGGCUAUUGAAAAUAUGUAUGCAGAGUCUUUCAUGGCUUCUGAUGAAAUAUUAGACUAUGAAGUGGAGGACUUUGAAGAACCUUCAGAUAGUGAUGCUCCUGUAGAACAUUUUAAUAAUGAUAGUUCAGUUUUAAACUGUAAGGGAGAAACUGAAGUGACAUGUGAAGAUGUUCUGAAGUCUCCUGUUGGUAGUGACCAUCUUCAAGGGCAGGUAGAACUUAGUGAACCAGAAGACUUCUGUAAAAAAUGUGAUAAAACUGUGAAAUGUUUAAUUUCUGAAGAUGAAUAUACUGACUCUCUUAAUAUUAUAGAGCAAGAACGCAAGGUUCUGGGUGUUACGAAACACUGUAAAAGAACUAAGCAGGUGUUGUCUGCUGACUAUACAAAGAACAAUGCAAAUGAGAGGGAUUUUUUACCAGUGGCAUAUUUUGAAAAUGAAGCAGAGUUUGACUGGCAUUAUAAGGAAAAAGGCUGUCUAAGUUACCUGCAUGAUUAUUGGGAAGAAGAAAAGUUGUCUUCUACACCACGGAAUGCCAGUGACAGUAUUCCUCCAUUUGUUUUGACUAAGGACCCUCUGGGCAAUCAGAGAACUUACAGGAACUUCACUAUCACAAAAAAACAAAAUGAUAUCCAUGUAAUAACUAGAACAUCACAUGGUUUGCAGAGAGAGGUUGUCACAGGAGAGUGUGAUAUUAUGAGUUUACAGAAAAGGAAAGAACAAAUUAGAAAUGACUACACACAGAAGACUGUGGAUCUGGAGUAUUUGUGGUUUUUGACUAAACUGCAAGAAGUUGUGAAGAAUAAAAAACACUCUGCUAAAGGCUUAUGUAAGCAUUUAUGGACAGCAAAAAGAUUCUUGCCAUCCAGGAAAACAACUAGUGACUCGCCACACGACAGAAUGAGGUGUAUGAGCCCACUACUGAUGACAGUUACUUGGAAAGACCGCAGUGUCUCUGAAAAUUCUGUGUGUCCAAAGCAUUCAAGGAGCAACAGCUCAUCACAUAGUUCUCAUACCGAAGAUUUCAAAGAUAAAACAAAUAUGGAGCGACGGCAUCGGAGGUGUAACCUACUUAAACAUUACCAUUUCAAGAAAUUAAAUUAUGCCAGCAAACUGAAAGAGGCUCAAAGCGAGAUAUUUGAGGUCAUUAAUAAAUGCACUGAGUACAAUUUGACAUUGUUAAAUGCAGUAGCUUCUGGUGACAGUGUGGAGCACAAAAACUCAGAUUCUGGUACUGAAGCAGAAUCAAGGAGGAAAUGGAUGCGUGAAUCAUCUCAUUCUAGAAGAAAAGAUAUCUUUCAGCACAUGAUAAACAAGUUUUGCAAACAUCUGCAUGUGGAACUUAAUAAUGUUGUACGAGAAAACUGCAGAGUAUCUUUUUUGUACUACAUUUUGGAAACUGGAGACGGUCCUUUCUUUUUGAAAGUGAAGGAUUUCUUAAAGAAAGAAGGUCACAUUGAAAUUGAUCCUAGACACUUAUCUGAAACCAAAGAGAGUAGCACUAGUACAGUGUUUAUAGUAAUAAGGAAUGAAGAUAUCCGUGGUCAUUUCCAUCAAAUCCCAAAUUUGUUAGCAUUGAAGUACCUUCCAAAUGUGGUUUUUGCUGGUAUUGAUUGUCCAGAAGAUCUGAUUGGGUACACAUAUCAGGAGCUGUUUUUAUCAGGAGGUUUUGUCGUCUCUGAAGGAUCUGUAGUGGAAAGUUUAACAUUAGGGCAGCUUAGAAAAAUGUUGGAAAUACUAGAAAGUUUGAAGACUGAUGGAAAAUGGAAAUGGCUGCUCCAUUACAGGGAAAGUAAACGUCUGAAGGAGGUCACAAGAAUGGAUUAUGAUGCUUACAGAAAAAGUUCAAUGCUCAAUUCAUUUCAAGAGAUGAAUAUUGUUGAGGUGCUUCCUUACCACGCAUGCGACUCCCAAGUUCAGGAAAGGUCAGACUACUUGAGCUGUUUGAUAAGCCUUCAAGUUCAAAACAUCAGGGCCAGGUUUGCAGUAUUUUUGACAGAAAAAAUAAAUAUUGCAAGGGAAGAGUUUGAAAAUAAUGGAAUAUUCGUUACCGACGUUGAGAGGUUUGUUAACAACAUCCACAAGCUAGCAGCAUCAUUCAGUAUUACACAAAGGUGAAAAGGACUUAUCACUGAUGCAGAAGAUGGUUUUACUGGACUGCAGGAAGAUACCAUCUGACAAGCUGAUAAACCAUUGUCUAUUUAGUGCUGUUUUCUUUAAUGGUUGCAGGACGAAGUGAGCCAGAAUGGUUAAAAAAGAAUUUGCAAUAUCUAGCAGCAAGUAAUCUGUGUUCAUUGUAACAUGGAUCUAGAAAAUUCUCUACAAAAAUUGUGCAGCUACUAUUCCAUUCUGUCACCGCUGACUCAAUUUCCUCACAAUGUGAAUUCAGUUUUUUUAGGUCAGCAAUCCUGAUUAAAAUUACAGUCAUGGAUAUAUAUAUUUUUUUUUAAUUUGAGGCAUGCAACACGACUCAGUUUGCAACAGUAUUUUUAUAUUGCAAUAUAUUUCAUUUAGGAAAGCUUUAUUUCCACAUUGUAAAUAUUGUGUAUAAGAAUAUGUGUUCUGUAGGUGUAUUAUAUGUGUAAAUUAAUAUCUAUAAGUUGUAUAAAUGAGUUAUGAUGCACUUGAAUGUGGUUCUUCAAAGUAUUAAGGUCAUUAUUAAAACCAUAACAAAGCACUACACUUUCAGAAUGUUAAAAUGGAUACUGUCUGUACUCAUUAUUAACACAGUAAACCAUAGUUUGCUUAAAGUGCAUCAUAAGAUGUAAAGGAAAUUGGUUUAAAAUAUUUGUAGAGAUAUGUAAAUAUAAUUAGAUAUUUAAAGUAUACAUUUUUAUAUUUAUAUGUUAAGUAUCAAGACAGUCAUGCUAAUUUUUAAAAUAUUUUUCAGGUACUUUUGUUUUUUAAAGUCUAGUCCUGGGGUGGAAUUUUGUAUUCUGUAAUGGGGAGAGUAUUUUAUUGAUGCCUCUAAAUUUUAACACAUGGUUAUUCAAGUGACUGAAGAAAAUGGUACAAUUGGCAACAUUAAAAAAUGCUUACUUGUAA
Messenger RNA from Protopterus annectens (West African lungfish), 8449 nucleotides. RefSeq names its product transcription activation suppressor family member 2 (gene TASOR2). Gene Ontology annotation, cellular component: nucleoplasm. Bases 284 to 7522 code for a protein of 2412 amino acids. Gene Ontology annotation, biological process: negative regulation of gene expression, epigenetic. The transcript has 24 exons. Lineage: Eukaryota; Metazoa; Chordata; Ceratodontiformes; Protopteridae. The record is from RefSeq and is a predicted model, not a curated record.